AUGAAAUUGAACAAUAAUCUUUUAACACUUAAAUAAAUAACAGAAUUAGAAUGUAAAAUUACAAAAGAUUAUCUUAUUUAUAAAGAAGAAGAAUAUUCUGAUUAAUAUUCAUAGAUAGUAGUGAUUAAAUCUAAUAGAAUAAUAAUAGUUACUUAAAUAGAAUAGGGUUGUAAAAUAAAUUUAUCAAAGAAACAAAAUGAAAAUAGUUAAUUAGAAUUGAGUUUUAAAGAACACUAAAUUUUAUUGAAUGUAAAAUUGUUUAUUCAUUUAGAUUAUUGACCUUAAAACCUAUAAUGGAUUAACUAUUAUCUCUUAAAUCUUUUAUUCUGUCUAAGAAUUUUACGAUUCUAACAGUUUGUAAUAGAAGUAGUAAUAUAUUCUGUUGGAAUCCAACAUGUACAUAUGCUUGUGA
Molecule: messenger RNA, 412 nt
Organism: Paramecium primaurelia
Lineage: Eukaryota; Ciliophora; Oligohymenophorea; Peniculida; Parameciidae
Source: the annotation of a GenBank genome assembly